This is a messenger RNA of Strongylocentrotus purpuratus (purple sea urchin), 3626 nucleotides long. It is a transcript of the gene coil, whose product is annotated as coilin. The transcript is spliced from 6 exons. Gene Ontology annotation, cellular component: Cajal body. Bases 207 to 2222 code for a protein of 671 amino acids. Gene Ontology annotation, molecular function: U2 snRNA binding; U1 snRNA binding. Gene Ontology annotation, biological process: spliceosomal snRNP assembly. NCBI's taxonomy places the organism in Eukaryota, Metazoa, Echinodermata, Echinoidea, Camarodonta, Strongylocentrotidae. The record is from RefSeq and is a predicted model, not a curated record.
GUUUGGCUUUCCAUACGGAGUUUUCUCACUUAACGUACUACGAUGAUUCUCGUGAAUUAUUUUUUGAUUUUUAUCGUUAAUCCACUUACAGUAAUUGUCCUACAUUAACGCAGGUGCAUAAGCUUCGUGGUCUACAUUUCAUGAGUGACCCAGACAAUUAAUUCACUUCAUAAUUACCUAGCAAGGAAGCUGUGAAAGAUACAGGCAUGUCACGCUCCUCAAACAUCCGCGUGCGCCUGCUCUUCGACGAUUGCACACCAUUUCGCCCCGGUAGUGUCGGCAGGAGAAAGUGUUGGUUUCUGCUCAACAUCGAUGCGUGCCGGAGAAUUACUGAUGUGGAGUAUUGCAUUCAGAAUACAUUCCACCUCGGAAGGUCAUCUCAGAUUGAACUCCUGUUAGACGAUUUUGUUCUUCCCCCAUUUGAAAAGUCGGAGAUCAUUAAAGAAAAUGAUUUAAUCAGGGUGAGGUUUCUUGGUGAAGGUGGUUUAAAGCCAGAUGAAAUUGAGGUAAAGGAACUGCGUGAUGCUGAACCGAAGCAAGCAAGCAAGAGGAAGAAAGCUAAUACAGAGGCCAAGCUGGUCGGGAGUAGUGAAGGCAACAUGGCCCGUACUUCAAGAGCUAAAAGGAAAAAGGCUUGUAGAGAAAAGAAGGGGACUAACAAUAAGGCGAGGCAUGAAGACAGAUUGAUGAAUGAUGGAAUGGCAUUCCAGGGAAAGGAGAAAAUAACAGAAGCUGAACAAACAAGCAGAUUAGAUUCUUUAGCUUGCUCUCCUUCAGCCAAGAAUGGCACCCCAAAAUAUUCUGCUAGAGUUCACAAACGUUCAACUAAGAAUGGUCAGGCCCCUCUUAGGCAUGGUUCCAGCUCCUCAUCAGAUUCCAGCUCAGAAGAUGGUGAGCAGUCAAGGGCAAUCUCGAAGGCUAAAAGUUUUCGCAAAGUUGUAGGCAGGAGAAAGGUGCGACCAUCGAAGUCACUGAUGCAAUCGUCCACUCAAGCGCAAAGUUCUGUGAAUCCCGGAACGUCUGUUCUUCAUGCAGGGGGCUCAGGAAGUAAACAAAUCAAAACCAAUGUGAGCAAAAUCAAGUGUAAUGGAUCCGGGCCGUUGCAUUCCGACUCCGAGUCGAGCUCGACUGAAGAGGAGACGGUAGCUAGAAAGAGAAAACCUUCUCUGAAGAGUUCAGGCUCAGGACUUCUCGGCAAAACACCAGUGGCUAACAUCGUGAAGAGUGGUAAGAAUAAAAGAAAUGGCGUGACAAGAACUGAAAGUACCUCCACCUCUUCGUCUGUUUCUUCUAUGUCCUCUGCAUCUUCCUCAUCAGACUCUGGUGAACAUCCUCCUGGGCAACUUCAACAGAAGCAAACCAUGAAGAACAAUACUGAGCCAGGAGUGGCCUUGACAAAAAAGCCAGCAGAACUCCCUAAAUGUCCAGUUCAAGGGAAAGAGCUCUCCUCCACCAGGAGUGCUUCGUUGAAGAAAUCAGUGUCAAAGUCCUCUGUUGGGCAUGUCAGGUUUUCAUCAGACUCUGACUCUGGUGAAUCCGAAGCAGGAGGUGGUAUGCAACCUUCUGCUACAGCAAGGCCGCUUUCAGGUCAACCAGCCCAACAAAAAAACCUUGAGCCAAGAAUUCCCAUGGUCGAAACAGGGACAACUGAAGACAAUCCAAUGGAGCUAGAAGAACCAUAUAAUGGUGUUAGCGAGAUACAGGGAAAAAGAUCUGAGCAUUGUAACAACCUUUCUUCUUUGGAUGAGUCUAAUUGCAGUACACCAGGUGGGAUACAGGCAAAGCUGUUGAACAUUGCCGGACAGAAACCCAAGCAGUCCACGAAACAAACAAAACUCACGAAGCCAGAACAGCCCAAGAAGCCAGUUCAGCCCAAGAAACCAGUUCAGCCCAAGAAGCCCAAGGACUACAGCAGCUACCCACCUUUAGUUGGACCCCCACGUUCUGGGGAUAUCAUUGCAUACAAGAUUCUGGAGCUCUCGGGUCUGUACACACCUGAAGUAUCGGGUUAUAAGGAAGGAGAAGUGAUCAACUUCAAUCAUUCUAACUCCAUGAUGGAGCUCCGACUCAGUGAUGUGGCAAUGGCAGCAGAGCCAAAGAGAGAUGGUGGAAAGUUUGAGAUGGAACCAGAGGAGAAUGACGAGCAAUCCAAACCUGCCCCGAUAGACAGACUGGUAUUGGUGACCUUACCCUCUCUGAUUGAGCCCAAGCUGAUCACAUAACCUUGGGUCAACUUUGACCCGACAGAGUUGACCUUCAGACAGAGUCGACCUCUACUGUAGGAAGAUUUUCUUACCUGUAUACUGCUAUGGCAGCUGUAUAUGCAGUUUUAUUCUUUUUUCUUCUUUUUUUACAUUACCAUUUAUGAAUUAUGUUAAAUUCAACUGUCAGAAGGCAGAACAGUUUCAUGAUGAAAUUAUGAAAUUUACUAUAUUACCUGUAUCAGACAUCUGAGCAGUGGUUUUACAAAAUCAUAUUACACUUGUUGCAAUCCUAAAAGAGCUAAGCAGUAAUAUAAGACCAUAUUACCCUCUCAUGAAAAAGCCUAUGGACUUUACGUGUUAGAAAAGCAGUAAAUAUAAGACCAUAUUCUUUGCGCUGUAUUUUGUCAUUUUCAUUGCGCAUCUAUUAUGCGUACGAGAACCUGCGCACUUUGCGCACACUCUAUUGUGACGUUAUAAUCACACCAAAGGCACACUGUUUGCAGUAUUUCAAAAAUUUCAUCAAGCAGCUGAAUGCACAGUGCUGGUUUGUCAAAGUUUUUUCAGUUCUUUGAGAUUGUCAUGGUUGAUUUAUGUAUUUGCUCGAGAUGUCCGAUUUGGAUAACAAUAACAAUGUUGACUGGCUUAACUUUCGGGAGAUACCACAUAUAUUGCCCUCACAAGACCCAUAUUGACCUCGUCUUUGACCCGGGGCAAAAUGAGUCUAGUUUGGGAAAUAUUAUGUGGUAUCUCCCUCAAGGCCAGUCCAUAUUAUAUAAAUGUUCUUGAGAUAUGAGCAAACUCUGACAUUAAUUUGAUGGAUAUUGAGACUAAACAUAUUGGUGUUUGGGGUAAUCACCCAAGAUACUUAAAUGUAUCUGAUGUGUUGUAAUUGCACUAGAAAAUGCAAUAGUGCUGAAAUGCGGAUCAGUACUGUUUCUGUCUGACAUUGAAUGCAAAAGCUUUGACAAGAUGAAAGUUAUGGUGUUCAAGAAGGGUUUUACAUUAGUUUUUCUUCUCUUCGAAGCCAAAAGAGCACUCUCUCUCAUCCAACUUAUUCAUACCCCUUGAAAAUGAUAUGUCUAUUGUUUUAAUACAGUGGGACCUUUUUAUAACGAGGUCCUUGAGGCCAUAGAAAUGACCUUGUUAUAUCAGGAAUCUUGUUUAUCAGGGUAAAAAAAACCAGAAGAAUAUAAAGAACUGGGAUCAGCAAAAUCACCUUUUUAUAAAAGAUACCUUGUUAGAUCAGAGCUCUUAUGAUUAGGCUCCACUGUAGUCUUUCAAGAAUCAAGGGUGGACUGGUUGAAUUAGGGCCUUUGGUGUAUAAUUUUAAAUGUAAGGGUUAAAGCCCUGCUGCACUACUUAUAGCUACUUGUGCCCUCUAUACAGCCAACAAUGCCCAAGCGGUACCCGUUGAUUCCCCAU